This is a messenger RNA of Penicillium robsamsonii, 954 nucleotides long. RefSeq names its product phosphosulfolactate synthase. Bases 1 to 954 code for a protein of 317 amino acids. The record is from RefSeq and is a predicted model, not a curated record. The transcript is spliced from 6 exons. Lineage: Eukaryota; Fungi; Ascomycota; Eurotiomycetes; Eurotiales; Aspergillaceae.
AUGGUACUCAUAAAUCCACCUACAACCGGGCGUGUAAUCAGCCGCACCUCGCAUGCCAUUGCUUUGUCGACAUCCAGACGCUUUUCUACCACGCCGAACAUAUACCAAGAACUCACUCUUCUACAAGACAAGCAAAAUGGGUUUGGAUUCGCGCGGUCAAACCCCAGACCUGCCAAGCCUAGAACGAAGGGAGUCACUGAGAUCCGAGGCCCAUACUACUCAGUCAUGGGCAAAAGAUAUCUCGCAGAUAUCCUCGAGACGAUGGGCGACCAUGUAGAUGGUCUCAAGUUUGCCGGAGGUGCUUUUUCCCUCUUUCACGAGAAAUCACUGCGGGGAUUGGUCGAUCUUGCCCAUGAACACGGUGUGUACAUCUCGACGGGUGGAUGGGCCGAGUACCUCCUCACACAUCCCGACCCAAACACGGUAUUUGACCGCUACUUGAAGAAAUGCAAGGAUCUCGGACUUGACGUCGUUGAAUUGUCUUCUGGUUUUCUGUCAAUCCCAGCGGAUGACUGGCUCCGUCUUAUUGAUAAAGUCCACUCAUACAAGUUGGAACCAAAGCCUGAGUUGGGGAUUCAAUUUGGGGCCGGCGGGGAUACACCAGCGUCAGGACUUGAAGCGAUUGGGACCUCUGAUCCUGGAAAAUUGAUAAAUUUGGGUCGUAGGUUCCUUGACGCUGGGGUGAAGCGGUUGAUGAUUGAGUCAGAAGGUAUUACUGAAAAUGUUAGCUCCUGGAGGACUGAUGUGGUGUCGAAGAUCAUGAAAGAGCUUCCUCCGGAGCGUGUUAUGUUUGAGGCAGCAGAUCCCAAGGUCUUUAAUUGGUACGUUCGUGAAUUUGGUAUUGAUGUCAACCUGUUUGUGGACCAUAGCCAGAUUGUGCAGCUAGAAUGCCUGCGGACUGGCAUCUGGGGCACUGCCGACACAUGGGGCAAGAUAGUGUCGUUCCGACCAUGA